Messenger RNA from Electrophorus electricus (electric eel), 1827 nucleotides. Its product is annotated as protein FAM181A. The record is from RefSeq and is a predicted model, not a curated record. NCBI's taxonomy places the organism in Eukaryota, Metazoa, Chordata, Actinopteri, Gymnotiformes, Gymnotidae.
CAAAGCUGGACAGCAUCGUUUCACGAAAUAGCGAGUUUUAUUAGAGCUAGAGGUUUGCGCUAAAAGAUUAAACGAUUUGCGCGAAAAUUAGCGAAUAUAUAUCUAGUUGGUAUAUUUUCCCAUAAAGGAUAAAUCAUAUUCUGUACAGUAGGAAUCAGCACCUGUCAAAUGAAGUUUUAUUUCUGAAAUUACUUUUAUUUCAUUGAAAGUGAGAUGCGCGUCAGCGGAAUGGAUUAAAAGACAUCGACUUGAAAAAACAUGGCAAGCUCUGACAGCGAGGUAAAAACAUUACUGAACUUUGUUAACUUGGCCUCCAGCGACAUCAAGGCAGCCUUGGAUAAAUCCGCCCCUUGCAGACGCUCCGUAGACCACAGAAAAUAUCUUCAGAAACAAUUGAAACGAUUCUCGCAGAAGUACUCGAGGAUGCCUCGGUGCCAUGCGCACAGAAUAACCGACGCGAGCGCUCCCAAAAUAACAGAGGACAAGCCUAUUAUUUUGACGCACGAGAGAGCUAAAAAUAUGUCCCAUUUAAAUGAAAAGCAAGAGCUAAAUCUGCGCGCGGGAGAAGAUCUGGAUUUGAACCUCAAUACAGAGAACCAAAACUUAUCCGGACAGGUUCCCAUGCGCAAACGGCAGCUCCCAGCUUCCUUUUGGGAAGAACCAAGAUCUUCUCAGGGCUCUCGCGAAUAUUUUGAGUAUGCUUGGAAGAGAAGCUCAAACGGAAUUGUAAGAUAUGAAUCUGCGGAGUCUGGGGGUGAGAAAAGGAUCAAAGUUCAUGAUGAACAAAAAGCUAACUUACUGCUGUCUAAUCGACGUGGAACUUCUGACACGGAACCGCUCAAGGUUGAUUUGACAUCCACGCAUGUGCACCUUUGCGGGUGCUGUCCCUUUCAGUACCACGGGAACCAUAUUUUCCAGAGUCAUCUUAUAGCGCCUCAUACAAACAUUCCCGACGUGGGGCUCAGAUCCAAAAUAUAUGGAAAUGAAUUUGAAGACGGACUGACAAAUAACACAAAACAUGUCGUGGUCAAACCAAUUCCAACUAAACCUGUCUCUUCAUCCAUUUUCAGUGUGUUUGGUUUUAUUUAGCCGUCUAAAAGUCCGCAGAUAUGUCUGAAUAUGAUUGUAAUGUGUUAAAUGAACUAUUAUUUGCUGAGAUGGCGAAGUUGAAAUGUAAAUAUUUUCAUGUCAUUCAGAGUUAGGUUUGUACUGAUAUACUAGGCUGAAUUUUAAUUAUUCACCGCGUUAUCGGCAGUUAUUAGGCCUUAGGCCUACCAAUUUCUUAUUAAGCACUUAAAUCAUCAAUAAACCAAUGAACUCGAAUCAAGACAUUACUAUGUUAUUGCGCUAAGGGGUUUCAUUACACCGUGUUUUGUAUUCUGGGAUUGUUUUAGAAGCUAAAAUUAACGGUUAAAAUUAACUUUAUUGGUGAUGAAAUGACAUAAAUCACCGAUAUUUAAGCGUACGGAUAUUCUGCAGAUAAUUGGUGCCUGAGAUAUUCCACAAUACAAUUCAAAUAAUAUCUGUGCAGUAUAUUUGUAAAUACAUUUUAAAAAAUUCUGAAAUACAUUUAUAAAAAGUCAUAAAUGUUAUUUUAUGCUACCUCAAAUCAUUUAGAUAAAGCAAAACAGUAUUUUAAUUCCACUAUUUUUUGUCACACUUUUAAUACAUUAUUAUAUGCAUAUUUGGAAAGAUCAACUACAGUCUGUUUGCCCAUCAGUCUUGUGCAUCUUCUGUUAAAUUCAUCUUAUGGUUGGUUAUUAAAUAAAGCCAGAGUCUCUCAAUAGAGUUUAACUUAUCCUUGGUGUAAACAAAAAGGAAAUAAAA